AUGCGGCGGGCACCGAACUCCGCGCUGCGGGCGGCGCUGCCGCUGCUGGGCGCCGCCGUGUGGCUGUGCGCAGGGCUCCAGUGCGUGUGCCAGCUGUGCGAGCACACCAACUUCACCUGCCAGACGGAGGGAGCGUGCUGGGCCUCGGUCAUGCUGACCAACGGCAAGGAGGAGGUGAUCAAAUCCUGCGUGUCCCUGCCGGAGCUCAACGCUCAGGUCUUCUGCCACAGCUCCAAGAACAUCACCAAGACCGAGUGCUGCUACACCGACUUCUGCAACAACAUCACCCUCCGCCUGCCCGUAGGUUCCCCCGGUCGUGCUGCCGUGGGUCCCGUGGUGCUGGCGGCGACGGUGGCCGUGCCCAUCUGCGUCCUGUCCCUCGUGGCAGUGCUGGCUGCCUGCAGCUGCCAGGGCCGGCGCUGCGCCCGCGGCAGGACGAAGCCGCCCAACGUGGAGGAGCCGCUCUCCGAAUGCAACCUGGUCAGCGCGGGCAAGACGCUCAAGGACCUCAUUUAUGACAUGACGACGUCUGGCUCCGGCUCUGGCUUACCUCUGCUCGUACAGAGAACCAUUGCGAGGACCAUCGUUCUGCAGGAGAUCGUAGGGAAGGGGCGCUUCGGAGAAGUGUGGCGUGGGAAGUGGUGCGGGGAGGACGUGGCUGUGAAAAUCUUCUCCUCGAGAGACGAGCGGUCCUGGUUCCGGGAGGCAGAGAUUUAUCAGACAGUUAUGCUGAGACAUGAGAACAUCCUGGGCUUUAUUGCUGCUGAUAACAAGGACAACGGGACCUGGACCCAGCUGUGGCUCGUCUCCGAGUACCACGAGCAGGGCUCCCUGUUUGACUACCUGAACAGGGGCACGGUGACGGCAGAGGGCAUAGUGAGGCUGGCACUGUCCAUCGCCAGCGGCCUGGCACACCUGCACAUGGAGAUCGUGGGCACGCAGGGCAAACCGGCGAUCGCUCACAGGGACCUGAAGUCCAAGAACAUCCUGGUGAAGAGGAACGAGAGCUGUGCCAUCGCAGACCUGGGGCUGGCAGUGAAGCACGACUCCGUGCUCAACACCAUCGACAUCCCCCAGAACCCGCGGGUGGGGACGAGGAGGUACAUGGCUCCUGAGAUACUGGAUGACGCGAUGAACACCAACAUCUUUGAGUCCUUCAAGCGUGCGGACAUCUACUCUCUUGGGCUGGUGUACUGGGAGAUAGCACGGAGGUGUUGUGUUGGAGGGAUCACUGAGGAGUACCAGCUGCCUUACUACGACGUCGUGCCUUCUGAUCCCUCGAUAGAAGAUAUGAGAAGGGUGGUUUGUGAGCAGAAGCUCCGACCAAAUAUUCCAAACCAGUGGCAAAGCUGUGAGGCACUGCGGGUGAUGGGCCGGAUCAUGCGGGAGUGCUGGUACGCCAACGGUGCAGCACGGCUCACUGCUCUGCGCAUCAAGAAGACCAUCUCACAGCUCUGUGUGCAGGAAGACUCCAAAACCUAACGGCUCCAGCAGGAGGAGGGCACUGCGUUCUGCUGUUCAUCUGUUGACAUGUGAUAUUAUUUUUCUUUUUGGUCUACCUCAUGUGACGCAGGUCGGUAUUUAAGUGCCCAGAACAGAGUGCUGCCAUCUGGCUUCAUAGCUGGCUACUGGAAGGGGCUCAUUUUGACCUGUAGCUCUCGCUCUGUACAGCAAGCUGCUGGUUGGGCUGCCUGAGGAAGAUGGGACGCUAGGUGAAUAGCAGGAAGGAGCUUUAAACACGUCGGUGUAAAUGUACCUUCUGCUAUUGUGCUUUCUGUCCUUGUCAAAGCCAAUGUACUGCAAAUCGCUGGGACUGCUUAAAGCACGUCUGCAAGAGAAAGCACAGCUUCAUCCUCAAACCCAGCAAAAGACCAAAUUUCAUCCAGCUUUUUGCUGCUUCGACGCAGGGAUCUGAGAAGGGGCUGUCAGUAAAAUGCAUUUUUAAAUACUGUAUUUGUCUUUACCUAAGCAAAUAAGGUGAAAAAGGUUUCAAAGUGAGACAGGAGAGGUUUAGGUUGGAUAUUAGGAGGAAGUUUUUCC
This is a messenger RNA of Centrocercus urophasianus (Greater sage-grouse), 2040 nucleotides long. RefSeq names its product activin A receptor type 1C (gene ACVR1C). The transcript is spliced from 9 exons. Gene Ontology annotation, biological process: protein phosphorylation; cellular response to growth factor stimulus; nervous system development. Lineage: Eukaryota; Metazoa; Chordata; Aves; Galliformes; Phasianidae. Gene Ontology annotation, cellular component: plasma membrane; activin receptor complex. Gene Ontology annotation, molecular function: ATP binding; activin receptor activity, type I. The record is from RefSeq and is a predicted model, not a curated record. The coding region runs from base 1 to 1482 and encodes 493 amino acids.